Messenger RNA from Cantharellus anzutake, 1438 nucleotides. Its product is annotated as eukaryotic integral membrane protein-domain-containing protein. Gene Ontology annotation, cellular component: Golgi apparatus; membrane. The record is from RefSeq and is a predicted model, not a curated record. Bases 261 to 1172 code for a protein of 303 amino acids. The transcript has 7 exons. NCBI's taxonomy places the organism in Eukaryota, Fungi, Basidiomycota, Agaricomycetes, Cantharellales, Hydnaceae. Gene Ontology annotation, biological process: retrograde vesicle-mediated transport, Golgi to endoplasmic reticulum.
GUCCGCCUCAUUUUGCUGGUGCUCGACAUUGACGUCGACUAUUUCUAGUGCGUGCAGAUCAAUAUAGGGAGAGAUCACCGGCCUGUAUUCGGAGAUCAAGAGAUUCAGAACCACUGCGCUCAUUGCGGCGAGCUAGACUACCUACUUCAUCAGAUACCACUUGGCAAGCCCUUUCAUACUUCUCGUAGACGCCCUAAGCAGCCUCAAGCUUUCCGGGAAGCCCUGACCCUCGAAUCCCAAUAGCGCAAACUAUUAGGAUUAUGCCAUUUAAUACACUUUGCAAUUUAUCGGGUCCAUCCCCCGUACCGCUCGAGCCUUUACCGCCACCUCCUUGCUCUCUCAUUCAUAUAGGCACUCGCACAUCUGACCUCACACUAAUCCCAGCCCUCGUGUUAUGGCACCCUUGGACCCUCGUGACUUCGCCAUUUGUUGAGCUUGGGUUGAUUGAACUAGUAAUAUCGCUUCUCUUUCUACCUAUCUCCUUGCGCUAUUUCGAGAGGCUAUGGGGUCCACUGGAGACAACGAAAUUCGUUCUCAUUACUGUCGUCAUCUCCAACAUCAUUGCUGUGUUUGUCAACGUCCUCCAGCAUUUUUUAAUUGGUCUGAAGGGCAUUUUUUGUCAAUGGAUGUCAUAUCGAGGAUUGAUGGCGCUCCAAGCGGGCAUUCUUGUUGCUCUUACUCAGGCCAUUCCUGAGCAUCAGAUUCUUCUUUUUGGUGCUCUGGGUAUCCGCGUCAAGCGUUUACCUAUGUUAUAUGUCACCUUCUCUACCAUAAUGUGCAUCCUUGGCUUCCAAUCACCAUACAUUUUGAUUCAGUUCGGCUGGCUUACGUCUUGGAUUUACCUGCCGGAGACGUGGGGGGAUCGUUCAGAAACGUUCGCGUUCGUCCAUUGGUUCCCUCCAAUACUCCACAAACCAAUCUCCUUGAUUUCGGACCUGGUCUACAAGAUUUGUACCCGAAUAGGUAUUGUUAAAGCGUAUGGAAGUGAUGACUAUGAGCCUUUACCGGCUGGUGGCAAUUUGUCCUCCCUGCCAGGUGGAGCCCGCGCAGAAGCUGAGCGACGAAGGUCAGGCAAUGGCCUCAAGGCUCUGGACCAGCGUCUGGCUUCCGCAUCAGCAGCCACAACAGCACCAAAAACAGGGGCCACGCCGCCAAUGGGACAAGCUCGUUGACGGCCCCUCCAGCUGGUGAAGCGACUUCUUUAGAGAAUGAGCGCGGCGCGGAUACCUAAUGUUGACCGCUUUUCCCCCCCUCUGUUGAUAUCAUUCUAUGGAUAAUUCAUUGGGUCUUCCGUUUAUAUAAUUGCCAGUAUCGUUCGAAAUGGGUCUGGGGGUGUUAGACAACCCCGCCCAAUUAGGUAGCACAUUCCAAUCGUGCGCUAGAUCGAGCUAUAUCUAGUCUACCUUUGCCAAUGUUGAACGUGCAGUUUCGAGCUCCC